Molecule: messenger RNA, 1400 nt
Organism: Umbelopsis ramanniana AG
Lineage: Eukaryota; Fungi; Mucoromycota; Umbelopsidomycetes; Umbelopsidales; Umbelopsidaceae
Exons: 7
Coding region: 281-1237 (318 amino acids)
Molecular function (GO): dioxygenase activity
Source: RefSeq, a predicted model, not a curated record
GUUGCGAGCGAUCUUCCGAUAUAGAUAACUUUAAUUUCUGCAGAAAGUAAGUGCGACAUUGAUAGAUAAUGGCAAGAUAUAGCAUAUCGUAAUGGGUGCGAAUUUUAGUAGACCAGUCAUUUUGCUGGCUACAAUUCCACUUAUGUAACCUUAAGAUAGCUUCUCUUGUAGAAAGGAAAGAUCCGGAACUGGUAUCUUGAGAGGACAUAUAAAGGAUGUGUGCGGAGAAGUGACUAUGUUCUAUUCUUCUUUUUCCAUUCGUUUCGAGUGAUUGUACAAGAUGGAGGAAAUUCCUGUUAUUGACUUUGGAAAGUUUGAUUCCGAUCCCGUUGCUGUUGCAGCUGCCAUUCGUGAAGCUUGCGAAUCUAUUGGAUUUCUUUUCCUCAAGAAUGUGGGGAUUCCUCAACCCGAGAUCGACGAAAUGUUCGAGUUGGGAAAAGAAUUCUUUGAUCAGCCAGUUGAAACCAAAGCUCAAUUCGAUAUUCAGGCUAACAAUGUUGGAUACAGUGCUCUUCAUCGUGAAGUCCUUGACCCGGCGACCCAAAAGACUGGUGACAGCAAGGAAGCUUUUAACUUUGGCAAGUGGCUGAACGGUGAAGCUGCUGGCGAAAUGCCCGAACCUUUCAAAGCUAAGGAGGAUAUAACUCGCAAGUUCUCUGAGGACUGUCACAAGGUUUGCAGCCGGAUUCUUCAAGCAUUCGCUAUUGCCUUAGAAAUCAAAGAAGAGGAUGGAGGCAUUCAUUACUUCGAAAAGCGACACGAUUAUGAUACUCCUUGCGGAAGUAUUCUGAGAUUGUUGAAGUAUCCCAAGGGUGGCGAUACUGAUACUGACGAAAUCGUCAGAGCCGGAAGUCACUCUGAUUAUGGCUCGAUCACUUUAUUGUUUCAGCAUGGAAUUCCAGGACUGGAGGUACAGGCUAGCCGAACAAACUGGAUUUCGGCUCCAGUCAUCCCUGGUGCCGUUUUGGUAAACAUAGGUGACCAAAUGGAAUAUUGGACUGGCGGUCGAUUCAAAUCAACCAAGCACCGUGUUGUUUUCCUUCCUGAGCACGCACAAAAUGAUCGCUAUUCCAUCGCUUACUUCUGCCACGCGAACGACGAGGUACCUCUCGAUGUAAUUCCUAGUGUCGUUCUUAAGGACAACCAGAUCGGCCAGGAUCAACCAAUUAAGACUGCUGGCCAGCACUUGAGAGAACGUCUUGAAGAAACAUACAAGUUUUCCGAAUCGGCUAUGUAAAUUGAGAAAGAACCAUGAUUUAUCCAUGGUUUUAUCCGGGUGUAUGGAAUUGCCUAAUGUACUUGUUGUAUUCUCCUCCAUUAUAGAGCAUUAUUGUCAUUUACAACCAAUUUUUUAGUAAUAGAAACACAUGGUUAAUAAGAUCCAGUGUCUUGAAAGAACU